This is a messenger RNA of Camellia sinensis, 1334 nucleotides long. The record is from RefSeq and is a predicted model, not a curated record. NCBI's taxonomy places the organism in Eukaryota, Viridiplantae, Streptophyta, Magnoliopsida, Ericales, Theaceae.
GGUUUCAACAGGUUUUCCUUGCAAUUGCCAUGAUGCUUGGUGAUGGUCUCUUCCAUGUCAUCUACAUGAUAGUAGUAACACUCCACAGUCUCAUAUCUCAGAACUCAAACACCAACAAACAACUAUCAUCAUCCUCAAACUACGACGAACAAAGAAGAACUGAAUAUUUCUUAAAAGAUCAGAUCCCAAACAAAGUCGCUGUCGCUGGUUACAUUGCUCUCGCUGCCAUUUCCAUUGGCGUAACACCAGUCAUCUUCCCCCAACUCAAAUGGUACCACAUCCUCGUCGCCUACCUUAUCGCCCCAAUCCUCGCCUUCUGCAACGCCUAUGGGUGCGGUCUUACUGACUGGUCCCUCGCCUCCAACUACGGCAAACUCGCCAUCAUCAUCUUCAGCUCGUGGGUUGGGCUCGGCCACGGAGGAAUCAUCGCGGGCCUUGCCUCGUGUGGGGUCAUGAUGAGUAUUGUCUCAACAGCAUCUGAUCUAAUGCAGGAUUUCAAAACCGGGUACUCAACCCUAGCCUCGCCUCGAUCCAUGUUCUUUAGUCAAGUCCUUGGGACCGCGAUGGGCUGCGUGAUGUCCCCAUUGGUCUUCUGGUUCUUCUACAGCGCUUACGCGGUGGGGGACCCUGACGGGUCCUACCCCGCGCCCUAUGCUUUAAUGUACCGCGGUAUUUCCCUUUUAGGAGUAGAGGGUAUUUCGUCGUUACCAAAGAACUGUCUUGAACUUGCCAUUGGAUUUUUUGUCGGUGCCAUUGUGAUCAACGUGAUUCGCGAGGUUUUGAAGCAAUGCAAAUGCAAUGAGAUGAUUUGGGGGUGUAUUCCAAGCCCAAUGUGUAUGGCGAUACCGUUCUACCUUGGAGGGUACUUUGCAAUUGAUAUGUGUGUGGGGAGUUUGAUACUUUUUGUGUGGGAGAAAGUGAAUAAGCAGAAAGCGAAGGACUUUGUGCCAGCGGUGGCAUCAGGCCUGAUUUGUGGUGAGUCUUUGUGGGGGGUUCCGGCUGCUGUGCUGUCUCUGGCCGGGGCUACACCUCCUAUCUGCAUGAAGUUUUUGUCUGCUGCUUCUAACAAGAAGGUUGAUGGCUUUUUGGGUACAUAAAUAUAUUGGUGAAUAGUAUUGGAGAUCUUUAGAACACUGGAACCUAGAACAUAGUUAGUUGAUUUUGCAAUAAACAGGUGGAUUUUUUUAGUUAGUUGUUUCUCUAAUUAUUCUUCUUAUUCUUCACUGAAACUAAUGUACAGAUAGAUAGCUUUGUGAUUCGUAAUUUAUGGGUUAUGAUUUUUUUAAAAUUUGUGUGCGUGUGUAUUUGUGUGUUUUGAUAGAAAAAAAAGAAGG